Molecule: messenger RNA, 2028 nt
Organism: Triticum aestivum (bread wheat)
Lineage: Eukaryota; Viridiplantae; Streptophyta; Magnoliopsida; Poales; Poaceae
Exons: 3
Coding region: 658-1587 (309 amino acids)
Molecular function (GO): zinc ion binding; nucleic acid binding
Source: RefSeq, a predicted model, not a curated record
UGCGUGGGUUGCGAUUGGCCGGCGUGGUGUUUCAGGCCGUUCUGCUGCUUUGUUCGGUGUAUCUGGUCGGCCUCGCUUCGAUCGUUCAAUCUAGAGGCGUCGCCGCCGCGGACGGCAGAGGCAUGAUCCUGGUCGGACCCUUCGUCUUCAACGUCGGGGACGUGGGUGAGGAAGACGUCGGUGCCGCGGACGGUGGCGGUGUGUGUGGUCUGGAUCGGACUGUUGGUUUUGAUCUGACGGCUUAAACAGACCAGUUAGAUCUAUUAGUUUAACAGAAAAAAAAGGAGAAAGAUAACGUUAAUGAAAAGGCCCCACGCACCAACGUACGUGAGGUUUUUAUCUCAACUAAGGCGCCCUGAUCGGGGGCACCCAAACCAACUGAUGGUUUAGGUCCCCUGUCGCCAGCCCUACAUAAAAGGGAACGGGAGAGGGUUGGCAGCCUGCGCGAUCACAAUUCUCGUACGGUUUCACUCCCCUCCCGAUAUUCUCUCACCCCAUCCGAUCAGGGGGAGCGCUGCAGCGACGGGAAGACCUACUCCAGCCGCCGCUCCCGUCCCCGGGCAGUGCCGGUGGCGUCCUGAGGGCAUCAGGACGUUGAGGAGGACUUCUACCUCGACUACAUCACCUCUGCAUCAAGCCUGCACCAAGCAGGCGAUCAUGUCCACUGCCGUGACACCUUCCGCUCCAUUCCGGUCCGACACGAUCGAACCACUUACGGGGAGUAACUUUCCUCGUUGGAAGUCCCAAGUCGAAUUAUGUUUGGGUUGUAAUGAAUUUGACUAUGCCUUGAGGGAAGAAAAACCUGUGGCACCUGUGGCAGGUGUCACAGGGUAUGCAGAACUCAAGGAGUAUGAUGUUAAGAUGGAAAAGUGGAAUAAGUCCAACCAUAUUGCGCUUCUCAUCAUGAAAGCGACAAUAUUGCCGGACAUUUCUGAAGCACUCCCUAAGAAAGAUACUGCUAAAGAUUUCCUCACUGAAAUGGAGGAGCAAUUUAAAGGCUCCGACAAAGUGUAUGCUCAUGAGCUUUUUGCUAAACUUCUUCAGAAAUACACUAUUGAUGGAAAUGUUAGGCAGCACAUAUUGAGGGUGGUAAAUGCUUUCACCAAGCUUAAGGCUUUGGAGUGUUCUUUAAGUGAAGCCCUUCUUGUCAUAAUUAUUCUUGAGUCUCUUCCUGAAGAGUUUGAACAAUUUAAGGUCAACUAUAACUCUCUAAAGGAAAAAUGGCCACUCUCUGAGAUGACCGCAAGGAUCGUCCAGGAGGAAGAAAGGAUCAUGAGGCAGAAAAAAGACCAUGUCUUUCAUGUUGGCUCUAACAAGAGAAAGCAUGACGGACAAGGUUUCCCUAAGCCUCAGAAAAGGCAAGUCAAGAAAGAAGGCACUAAGCCAUUCAACCCCAAGGCAUUCAAGGGUAAAGAAGCCGGUGGUUCUUCUUCUGCUCCUAGCAGCUCCACUGCUGGAGAAAAUGCUUGUAACUUCUGCAAAGAAGAGGGACACUAUCAAAGGGACUGCCCAGGCUUUCUAAAAUGGAUGAACAAAAGAGGGAUUCGAUACGAUCCAAACCAUAAGAGGAGGAACAAGAAAGCUUAAGGUUGCGAACGGAGUUGAGGCCGAUGUUGAAGCUGUGGGAUCUCUCACGUUGGAGCUACACACUGGCCACACUCUUAGAUUGAAUAAUGUUAUUUAUGUGCCUACCUUAAGUAGGAAUUUGAUUUCAGUUUCUCGUUUAGAUGAUGAUAUGUAUGAGUGCCAUUUUGGCAAGAAACAAUUUGCUUUGAUCAAAUGUAAUAAGAAUGUAGGCAUCGGUGUUAGACGAGGCCAACUAUACAUGUUAUCUCUUCAUAAUGAUUCAGUUAUGCAUGUGAGUGAUGAAAUUAAUGUUGAGAAGAAAUGGAAAGGAGUAAGUAAUUCUUCGAAAUUGUGGCAUUGUCGUUUGGGCCACAUUUCGAGGGGGAGAAUGGAACGCUUAGUUAAAAAUGAAAUACUCCUCCCAUUAGACUUCUCAGAUGCAGACAAAUGUGUCGACUGCAU